Molecule: messenger RNA, 876 nt
Organism: Plectropomus leopardus (leopard coralgrouper)
Lineage: Eukaryota; Metazoa; Chordata; Actinopteri; Perciformes; Serranidae
Source: RefSeq, a predicted model, not a curated record
UUAAAACAUAAACAGGAAGUGAUUGUUAUCGUGCGUCUGUCAGGAUCAGAGGAGGGCGAGGUCAGCGUGGUGGCGUCUCAGGUUCAGGGUUACGGCGUCUGGGACGGGGGCGUGGCCAGGGGCGGGACUCUGCUGGCCGGUUGGAAAGGCCCCGCCCCCUCGCUGCUCUUCCUGAGGGUGAGUGACGCUCAGGCCAACGUCCUGCAGAGGGAGCUGACCGCCAUCCAGAGCGCCGCCCAGAGCGCCGCCCAGAGCGCGUCAGGUCCGGUGUGCUCCUUCCUCCUGCUGGUGCUGAAGGAGCAGCUGCAGGAGCUCCAGGCCGCCCUUCUGGCCUCCAUACUGGACAUGGAGGAGUACAGGAGGGGCUGCUCCUCCUCUGCUGGACCCUCCUCCCCUCUGGACUGGACCGACGGCCUGCUGCUCCUCCACAGCUGCCCUCCUCCUCUGGACCAGCACCUCCUGGGACUGCUGGGACACUCUGCGGUGAGAGCCAGUCUGAGGAGGAAGACGGGCUCCGGUCUGCAGCAGCUCCCCUCCAGGUUGAUCCAGUACCCGGCUCCUCCCUCCAAAGGACGGAUCACCGUCACUAAGGAGGACCUGGCCUGUCUGAGAGGAGGAGAGUUCCUCAACGAUGUCAUCAUCGACUUCUACCUCAAGUUCCUCCUCCUGGAGGGAGUGGGAGGCUCGGUGCCUGAGAGGAGUCACGUCUUCAGCAGUUUCUUCUACAAACAGCUGAGCAGACGGCGAGCCGCCGGAGAGGACGACGCCCCCUCCGUCCCAGACCGACACGUGAGGCAUCAGAGGGUGAAGACGUGGACGCGGCAAGUCGACAUCUUUGCCAAAGACUUCCUGUUUGUGCCUGUCAAUCAAGAGUAA